Messenger RNA from Sesamum indicum (sesame), 1123 nucleotides. RefSeq lists its product as uncharacterized. The record is from RefSeq and is a predicted model, not a curated record. NCBI's taxonomy places the organism in Eukaryota, Viridiplantae, Streptophyta, Magnoliopsida, Lamiales, Pedaliaceae.
GACUCUUAGGCCCAAAUAUUUUGAGCUGAGCGCAGCACAAGAAUUGUAAAAUCGUACGUAUAUCGUCGUUCGGAAAGCAACCAGAAGACACAACCCUGGAAAAUGCCUCAAGAAGACCCGAAACCACCGGUGAAGAAAGAGGAAAUUGAAGACGACGACGACGAGGAGAGCAUCGCCUCCUCUUUUGCGAAGCACGUCAAGAAAUCACCCAGCAACAACAAUGCCGCCGCAAAGUCGCAGACCAGAGUCAAGAAGGAAGUGAGCAAGGUGAAGGAAGAGGAAGCUGAUGAAGAUUUUGAAGAACCCACCUCUAAGAAGGCCUCCAGAAAGUCUGAUAAUAAGGGGCAGAAUAAGAAGAAGAAGAAGAAGAAAGAAGAAGUGGCCGAGCAAAUGAAGAAGAGAGGAGGAAAAGCCGGUGAGAGUAAGGAUGUCAAAAAAAGAGAAAGAAAAGUGUUUGAUUUGCCAGGUCAAAAGAGGGACCCUCCUGAGGAAAGGGACCCGUUGAGGAUUUUCUACGAGACCCUGUACAAGCAAGUGCCAGCUAGUGAGAUGGCAGCAAUAUGGAUGAUGGAGUCCGGUUUGCUCCCAACAGAGGAGGCAAAGAAAAUUUUCGACAGAAAACAGAAGAAGGCACAGCAGCAAAAGCUCAGUUCACCAAUGAAAACUGUUGUUAAUGUCAAGAAGAAGGCUGGAUCCAUUACCAUUGAAAAGAAAUCAGCAACUUCUCCGGUUUCUACGCAGAAAAAGAAGACACCAGACUCCAAACUAGCCACCAAUCAGUCGAAGAAACGAAAGAGCGACGCUGGAUCUUCUGAAGAUGAUGACUUUGUUCUGGAUCCAAAAAGAUCAAAGAAACAGAGAGCAUCGUAGAUACGUUCCUAACACAGUUGCUAGUUUGCCAUCUUUCCCAUCUUCUCAGGUCUGCUGUACUGAAACUUUAAUUGUCUAACAACCAAAUGAACUAGUGUAGAGCUGAAAUGUUUUGUAGAGGACUAUAAUCUCCCCAAAGAUCUUUUGUAGAUGAUCUUUUAUCUUUUUUGUUUUUUCAUUUUCCUUUUCUGUUAUCUUUGGUGAAUUUCCCAAUCGUUGUACAAAUAUAUGAAGGUUGCAAUUUUGUAUUUCA